AUCAUCUGAGAGCGACAUAUACUUCUAUAGUUCACAUAAUCUUGGAUCUUUUGUUAGUCAUCAACCACCGUUUUUAAUAAGGAAUCGCCGUCUAUUGCACAAUGGGACACCUUGUUAACCUCAGAUAACCUCUAGAGCUAAAGGUGCGAGCAAGGAAUCAGGCAUCCAAAGACACCGCCGGUGCGGCGCAGGGGACAAGGGCGGCGAGGCGAGGGCGCUGCGUCUGGCCGCCGUGGCGAGGAAGUAGCUGGAGGACCCCCGCGUCGGGUACUCCGGCGACGUCGACCCCGCCGCCAACGGGGGGCAGGCGCUCAGCUCGCUUGCGAUGGCCGGCGCGCGCGUCUCCCUCGCCGAGCCCUGCCGCGUGGUCUGCUCGCUCCGCGUGCGAGCCGCGCUCACCGACGCGGGGGGGAGGUGGCACGCCGGGGCGAUCGCGGCGGCGGCGGACAACAUGUGCUCGGCGGUGGUCUUGACGGUGGAGGGCGCGCCCACGUCCACCGUCCACUACGGCUCGUCCUACUUCUCCCCCGCCCAUCACAACACUCUUGUGAUGAAUUGGAGUUCUAGGAGGAAGACAUCAAUGCAACAAAAUAACUUUUGAGAGGGAAAGUCAAAAUCCAAGUGAUUUUUGGGAGAUUUUUUUUGCAUUUUUCCCUUAUUAUAUUGUGAGAAAGUCUGUAAACUCGUUUUGGAUGGUACAACAAUGGUGAAUCAUAGCUAGUGGAUGAUAUCAUGUGGUUGUUAUGGUAUUGCCAUGCUUAGUUACGUUUUUUUAUAUUGUUAACAUGUGCAGCUUAUCUUGGUUAAGAUGAAUGUUUAAUCAAUUGUAGUUAAAUAGUUUGUUAAAGCAAUUCACUUACUGAGAUUUUUGAAUUUCAUCAUUGUUAUCUUUCUAGAUGUACUUUGAGAUGAUGAUGAGCUUGCAGGAGAGUUAGUUGCACGUUGUUGGUACUUUCAUAUUUAUCAUUUGAUUAAACUUGUCACGUAUGUUUUGGCCUGU
Molecule: messenger RNA, 1000 nt
Organism: Phragmites australis (common reed)
Lineage: Eukaryota; Viridiplantae; Streptophyta; Magnoliopsida; Poales; Poaceae
Exons: 3
Coding region: 326-601 (91 amino acids)
Molecular function (GO): fatty acyl-CoA hydrolase activity
Source: RefSeq, a predicted model, not a curated record